AUGGCGGGCAUUAGUGCGUUGGCCUGGAUUUUUCUUGCUUUUCGAAUGGCUCAAUGCAACCUCAGGACUCAAAUACCGCCCUCUUUCUUUGCUGCGAUGCCGAUAGUACCAUGCAAUGCCUAGAGCGCUACGUUGACACAGCUGUCGGACAGCAUCUGCUACACGCAUUGUGUCUAACCCUCUACGACACGAUAUUCGCAUCCCAAUCGUUUACAACGCCUCUUUCAAGUGCUUUCAGAGCUAGAGAACGCCUUUCGUUCACCCCUCUCCUACUCUAUCGGGCUUCGAGCACCGCUUCUGGCACUCGUAUCUCUCCUGUAUCCCUGUUUCACGCCGACCUUGUCGUUUCUCCCUUGGGGCCAAUAAUCUUCGCCACCGCCAGCUACGAAUAUGAAACGACGGAUAACAUUGCGGUAGACUGCGUGGAAGCGGCUGGCGCCUGCCUUGGGUAUGCCGUGGUCUUCCCAAAGUCAGCGCCGCAUGAUGUGGUUGGGGAGCACGCGAAGGAGAGACGCUCUGAGGAGAACUCUGAUAGACAUAUUACAAAGGCGAAGACAGAGCCUGAGACGCUGGAGGGCCUACGCCCGACAUCAAGCAAAGUAUCCCGCGGUCGCGAGAUGAAACAGGGUUUGCUGCACGCUGUGGCAGUAGAGGACUUUGGGAAGAAAGCCUAUCCAUCCUGCUCGGACUAG
This is a messenger RNA of Mycena indigotica, 692 nucleotides long. RefSeq lists its product as uncharacterized. The record is from RefSeq and is a predicted model, not a curated record. The transcript has 4 exons. NCBI's taxonomy places the organism in Eukaryota, Fungi, Basidiomycota, Agaricomycetes, Agaricales, Mycenaceae. The coding region runs from base 451 to 621 and encodes 56 amino acids.